AUGCAACCCACGCGCAUCCUCCGCGCAACCCGCCAACCCCUAAUCAAGUUCCUGGGCAAGCGCAAUGUCCCGAAAAACAUCGACCACACCCCUCACGCCCACCCCGCCGCCCCUAACGACAGCCUCCCCGAAUCUUUCGCCCAAUAUCGCAACCGUGCCAUCCAACACGGGCCUCUCGGCGGCCAGCAGCAGCAGACUGGACAACGUGCGCAACAGCAGCAGCAGCAGAGCAGCGCGUCGAGUACGGUAGCGCCGCCGUCCGGGAUGGAGCCGUAUGGAGGUAUCGGCGGCAAGUCAGGGAAGCAGCUGGGGGACAUUCAGCCAGCGAAGGGGCAGUUCUUCGAUCGGGAUGAGCUUCCGGCGAGGUUCCGAAGAAGACCGUUCAGUGAGGCGGAGAUGGAGGCCGUGGAUAGCGCUGGGGCGAGUAUGUGGUGA
Saxophila tyrrhenica is the source of this 435-nucleotide messenger RNA. RefSeq lists its product as uncharacterized. Gene Ontology annotation, molecular function: oxoglutarate dehydrogenase (succinyl-transferring) activity. The record is from RefSeq and is a predicted model, not a curated record. Gene Ontology annotation, biological process: 2-oxoglutarate metabolic process. The transcript is spliced from 2 exons. NCBI's taxonomy places the organism in Eukaryota, Fungi, Ascomycota, Dothideomycetes, Mycosphaerellales, Extremaceae. The coding region runs from base 1 to 435 and encodes 144 amino acids.